AUGUUGUCCUUAAGAUCUAGGGCAGCAAAUCUCGCUCACAAAACUACUGUUCUCACAUUAGUUGGUCUCACAGUCUUCGGUUUUGUAGAGGUAGGUAUACUGUUCAAUCGAAGACUCGUACAAAGUAGAGAAUUAGCAACGCAACGAGAAUUGAACAAAUUAUCUCAGGAAAUAUCAUCGGAAUCUAUGUCUUCUAGUAUAAAUGACGAUAAUAAAUCAAAGUGA
Messenger RNA from Racocetra persica, 225 nucleotides. NCBI's taxonomy places the organism in Eukaryota, Fungi, Glomeromycota, Glomeromycetes, Diversisporales, Gigasporaceae. The record is from the annotation of a GenBank genome assembly.